AUGGAUCUUCGUUUGAGAAAACGGCCUCGAAACUCUGCCAAGUCGGCGGAGCGCCCCGGCGAAGGCGUCCGCGCCCCCAUCACCCCCGCCCCGGUUGCCCAGUUCCACGAUGCUCCUCGUUCCCACCGGCAGCGCGGACCGGAUCGCAGCCUCGCGCAAGAGAUCCGCUCGCCAACGAACUCCCUAGCCGGCAACGUACAGAUAGGAAGAUCUUUUUGUUGCUCAGGCGGAACAGCCCGGGAGCGCGAUUCUCCCUGCUCUCCGGCGAGCGCCUGGCCGGAGUUUCUCUACCGGGAGUCGGGCGCCGCCCGAGGAGACGGAGCAAGCCAGCAGGAAAGGAGAGCCGGAGAAAGUCUGCCUGAACGAGCGGCACCAGCUCGGCCUCGGUCACCGGGGCCCCCGCCCAGGUUGGCGGGGGUGGUCGCCGCCUCUGCCUCGGGCGCCCCUCCAGCAGAGCGCCGCCGCCGUCCCCCGCCUCCUCCCCACCUGCUCCCUCGCCAGCCAGCCAGCCAGCCGCGCGCCCUAGCCGGAGAGCCCCGGCCGUCCCCGUCGCGCAAUCGGCUGGAUCUCCCUUCAGCAGGCCGUGCUGACAACUCGGCCCAGGGACCCCCCAGCAGCGGAUCUCCGGCCCAGCGCGAGGCCCCGUUGAAGAAUCCGGCCGCCGGCCGCCAAGUCUCGUGGCGCCCUGAGCGAGGGUCUCUCCCCAACACCGCCACCUCGAACUGCGUUCUCCCGGCUCCCCGAGCGAGCCAGCGGCAGCUUCCCGGGCGCUCUUCCCGACUCUGCCUCCGAAGAAGCAGCAGCCCCCGCCGAGGUGCAUCCCAAAAGUUGGACGACGACGCGUCUCGGAAGCAGCCCGCCUCCGCCACUGCCGGCACUCGGAGCCGUCCAAAGCGCUACCGGCGAGGCUUCCCUAACCUUCUCCUGCACCGCUCGCGGCUCAAAAGUACGAAAAGGGGGGGUCAUUCUUUCCCCGCGCCCCAAGCCUAUCACCUUCAAAGCGCCCACAAAUUCGUCUCCCGCCACCGCACCCCGCACAGCCUCCAGAAGUCGGGUCUCCAUCUCCUCGACCCCUCUUCUCUCCUUUCCCGACCCGUCCUCUCUCAACUUUGCGGUUCCGCCAGCCUCGCCUCCAAAAGGCAGCCCCGCAAACCUUCCGCAUCUCGCGCCUCUCCUCACCCCUUCCUAUCUCCGCCCCCUAGAACCCCAUGCCAGUCUCUCUUCCCCCCUCCCCACAUUCCACUCGGCCUUGGAGGGUCCCCUUUGCGCCUCCGAACCCAGUUCUUGCGCCUUCGACAGCUUCGGGAGAUCUCUGGGCGCCUGCCUCUCCCCAAACACCCCACCGCCGCUCCACCGAGCCUCGCACCUGCAGAGGAACCCAGAAAGACGCCCGCCCGCCCGUCUCCAAACACAUCCUCACGGAGUCCUUUCCAUCUCUGCCCUCCUCGACGGGACCGUCCCUACCAAGCCCGCUUUGUCCCCCCACGAAAGUCGUUCUCCCUCCGUCCGUUACCACCCCCCGCCCGCCCCCGCCGGCUGCUCGGUUGUCCUGCCCGUCAAAGGCUCAGAGCUCAGCCAAAGUCCCUGGCUCGGGAGAAGGAGGAGGGAGGAAAAGAGAAACCGGGGGGCGUCUCCCCGACGGCGCUGCACGGAAAGCCCCCGCGUGCCCCCUUUCCCUCCCCUGCUCGCAAGCCUGGCUCGUGGCCGGUGCCUGCUGCCCAGCCAGCUGCAAGCACAGCAGCGGGAGCAGCUGCUGCUGCUGCUGCUGCGAGCGCAGAGCCCGCUUUGCCCGCCCCUGCGAGUCUGCGACGCGCCGCGACUCGGCUCCCUGAAUGACAGCUUACCUGCAUGCCAAUCUUCAUCAGACUGACACCGGCCUGACAGCGCAGCCUAUACUCACUGCCUGGCCCUGCCGCGCGUCAGCCCGGCCCCGCCCUCGACGGGCACACCUCCUCCUGCCGCCCGCGCACCGCCCCCAGCCCGGCCCCGAGCGCUGGUGCUCGACAGGCGAAGCGCGCACCCGCGCGCACUCGCGCUCCCAGCCGGCUUGUCUCCCCCUAGCGGACUCGCUCGCCUUUCAAGCGGCCGCCUCCGCUGCUAAGAGGAGAUCCUUUCCCCGAGCUUUUUGCCUGCUGGCGUCUAGAGAUGCUCUCCCAGUGGGUCCCAAAACAGGGCGUCUCUAGCUCUCUACUUUGAGGGAAGGAAGGGGCACAGUCCGGCAGGUGCGGCUUGCCGGAAGAAAAUCCUUGGUAGUUCUUCUUGUUCCAGUUCUGGAGGAAUGUUGCGGCUUAAAGAGUUGCCAACUUAUCGGUUUCUGUGCACUAAACUGCACAGCACUGCCUGCCCUGAUUCCGGCGGAUUCCUGCAUGUUGAGGUUUCUGAAAAGGGCACACAGGACUAGGAGAGACUGGAUUUUAAUGCUGGCUGGUUGCCUCCACCCCGCCUGUAUUUUUACCGGAGAGUGAGUCCCAAAGCUGUUCUCUUUCUUCCAGUUGAUCCGAGAGGGAAUGGGGAAAAUAACAUAACCACUUGUUGGUAGCCUUUGUUCGUUAAAAUUGGCAAUUAUCUUACACUCCCUUCCCUGCCUCUGUUUAAAAAGGCCACAGUACUGAGGUUUUUGGAAAUAUGCAAAUUUAUUUAAAGUUAAUUAACAAUUAAUCUGUCAGAAGGCGGAAGAUCAAUCAAUUAAAAUUCUUCAAUCAGUGACA
Messenger RNA from Podarcis raffonei (Aeolian wall lizard), 2708 nucleotides. RefSeq names its product serine/arginine repetitive matrix protein 1-like. Lineage: Eukaryota; Metazoa; Chordata; Lepidosauria; Squamata; Lacertidae. Bases 1 to 1836 code for a protein of 611 amino acids. The record is from RefSeq and is a predicted model, not a curated record. The transcript is spliced from 3 exons.